AUGGCCGACACACAUAAUCCCCCUGUUCAAGGCCGCCUCAUCAGCCAUUUUGCUGAACAGCCAGCGGAAGACCAAGGCGCAGGCUGGUCCGCACUCUGGGACUCCAAUGAAAGCGAUCUCUGGGAUAGAGGGAGUCCCUCAAUUGCAUUAGUCGAUGUAGUAGAGCGGCAGAAAGAUGUGUUCUCUUCCUUUACCCCUGAUAGACGGAGAAAGAGAGCCCUUGUUCCGGGCUGCGGAAGAGGCUACGACCCCGUCAUGCUGGCACUGCAUGGCUUUGACGUCUACGGCCUCGAUAUAUCCGCAACUGGCGUUUCAGAAGCGAGGAAGUAUGCCGCUUCGGAGAUGCAGAGUCCACAGGGAUAUAAUUUCUCCUCUGGAACACCGACUACAGCCGAUAUAGGGAAUGUAAAAUUCAUUGCCGGCGACUUCUUCAGCUCGGAGUGGGAGAGUGAAGCUCUGCGUAAUGGUGAGAAGUUUGACUUGGUCUAUGAUUAUACUUUUCUAUGCGCUCUCCACCCCUCCCUCCGUCAGAAAUGGGCCGAGCGUAUGAGCCACCUUCUCAGUCCGCGAGGCCUUCUUGUCUGUCUUGAAUUUCCCAUGUACAAGGACCCUUCCUUGCCAGGACCACCGUGGGGACUGAAGGGCGCUCACUGGGAUCUUCUCGCACGCGGCGGCGACGGGAUCUCUAAUAUUGCUGAAGAGGAAGAGGACGACGCAAAAGCUGCUAAGUUGACAGGACAGUUCCGGCGAACACAGUACCUUAAGCCUACGCGGUCAUAUCCGAGCGGUAAGGGGACGGAUAUGCUGAGUAUUUAUGUGAGAAAGUAA
Messenger RNA from Aspergillus vadensis CBS 113365, 828 nucleotides. RefSeq names its product S-adenosyl-L-methionine-dependent methyltransferase. The record is from RefSeq and is a predicted model, not a curated record. Gene Ontology annotation, molecular function: S-adenosylmethionine-dependent methyltransferase activity. The transcript is spliced from 4 exons. Bases 1 to 828 code for a protein of 275 amino acids. NCBI's taxonomy places the organism in Eukaryota, Fungi, Ascomycota, Eurotiomycetes, Eurotiales, Aspergillaceae.